CUUGAACCUCUGCCACAACACCACAAUCUUUGACUUCGGGCAAAAAGAGAGUUGAUAAUACUCAGAAACAUGAGCAAACCAGUCAUCCAAGCUCUCAACAACCUCAUUCCCCGCCAUUCAGGCGCUCUCCCACCAGAGUUAAUUGAGCUGGCGAGUUCAUUGCUAGCACAAUCACGGAAUAAAUGCAGUAAUCUGAAGCAGGACGAGGAGAUUGCGAGAGCAUAUGCUUGUGCAAAUCUAGCAUGCGAGAGGCUCAAAACAACAUUAAACCUCCCACCCAUCGAGCCCCGCCCACCACUGCCACCACGCGUAUACUCAAAGCUCUACGCCUACUUCGACCGCACACUAACCACCUCCGCCGCCCGCAACCGCGCAAAAGCCCGGUCUCCGCCCUCAAAAGCCAGCUCCUCCACGAUCCGAUCCUCACCUUCAAAAGGCACAUCCUCCACGUCCAGAAGCACAGCCUCAAGCAAACAAACACAGCCUUUGCCCCAACGCCUGACGCCAGGGAAAGAGAAGUCCUUCGAAAACUUCAGAAAGAAUAGGACCGAGAGGAAAGGCCUCAAAUACAUCAGCAACACAGACAAAGACGAGCGGAUCCCAAGAUGGGUUGGCCCUACCAUCCGACUUCUGUGCCGUGAGAUGGAAACUCCUCGCGCUGUACCACACUUAUUAGCCGGGGUGGAAAGCGUGUUGUGUCUUCCGUGCCCGUCGGAUCCUAAUGGCGAGAAUGAGAAGGGUGUGGAGGGAAAGAUCCCGGCGUUGAUUGCGGCGCUGUGGUUCUUUGUCGUGGUGAAGAUGAGGGGGAAGGAGGGGCAGGGCAAAGAGAACUUGGCAAGGAAGAAGAUGGUCAGAGAUGUGCUUGUGAGGGCAAAGGAGGACGAAGGAGUUAAGGACAGAGUUGGAGAUGAGGAGAGGACUUGGGAAGGGUGGGAAGAGAUUGUUGAGAAAGAUGUUAAUGCCUGGAGGAAGGAGAUUGUUGUUAAGGGAUGGAGGGAGAUGGAUUGGUUUGAGAAUAUUGAAGAUGGGUGUGGUGUUGAUGGUGAGAUCCAAUCUGAGACGGACGAUGGCGAGGAUGACGACGUCAGCAUGUCUGAAGAAUUGGGGAGUGAGUUUAGGAGAAGGGCUACGGCAUCCAUGAUCCAAGAGAAGUAUAUCAUGACUCCGGCGAAGAAGAAGGAGUACGAAGAAUGGAGAGACAUGAUGCUCGCCGGAAUUGAUAAGAUGAUAGAGGACGGCAUUUUGGAUGAUGGAAUGGAUACCGCGGAAGGAUGAAUCCGGCAUGGAGCAGGAUAUAGGGUACCCAGGUAAACGGAGCUUGGUUAGCAUAUGGUAGGCAGCAAUGAAUAUUUUUGCACUUGUUCCUAGAUCUGUUUUCCUUUCAAAUUGUAAAACUUGACUCAAGUCAGUGUGAG
This is a messenger RNA of Hyaloscypha bicolor E, 1415 nucleotides long. RefSeq lists its product as uncharacterized. The record is from RefSeq and is a predicted model, not a curated record. The coding region runs from base 70 to 1275 and encodes 401 amino acids. Gene Ontology annotation, molecular function: DNA binding. NCBI's taxonomy places the organism in Eukaryota, Fungi, Ascomycota, Leotiomycetes, Helotiales, Hyaloscyphaceae. Gene Ontology annotation, biological process: DNA replication. The transcript has 2 exons. Gene Ontology annotation, cellular component: nuclear origin of replication recognition complex.